AUGGAGAGUCAAGAGUCCACAAAUCAGCCGCUCCAAGCUGGGGCACUGAGUUAUGGAGCCUGGGGAAACAGAGGAGAGAGGUGGGCUGACAAUGAGAGGGACAGCCACCUCUUUGGGGCAACUGUCCUAAGACCUUCCAAGCAUCUCAGGUGCCAUCUCUUCCUGCUCCUUGUACUGCCGGAUGUUUCUGGCCAUAUCAGCUUCUAUGUGACUGUAGCCCAACCGCCCUGGAGGAAACAGAAACAAGAUGUCCCUCAGUGCAAGUUGAAUAGUGCAGAAGAGUUAGAAGGUCUUACUGCUGAUCCCGAUGAGAUGAGAAUGCAAGCACUAUUAAUUAGAGAACGGAUUCUUGGUCCUUCUCACCCUGAUACCUCUUACUAUAUUCGAUACAGAGGUGCUGUCUAUGCAGACUCUGGAAACUUUAAGCGGUGCAUCAACCUAUGGAAGUAUGCUUUGGAUAUGCAGCAGAACAACUUGGACCCUUUAAGCCCAAUGACUGCCAGCAGCUUACUGUCUUUUGCAGAACUGUUCUCCUUUAUGCUGCAGGACAGGGCUAAAGGCUUGCUGGGCACUACUGUUACAUUUGAUGAUCUUAUGGGCAUACUGUGUAAAAGCGUCCUUGAAAUUGAGCGAGCUAUCAAACAAACUCAGUGUCCAGCUGACCCAUUGCAGUUAAAUAAGGCACUUUACAUUAUUUUGCACUUAAUUUGCUUGUUAGAAAAAGUUCCUUGUACUCUAGAACAAGACCAUUUCAAAAAGCAGACUAUCUACAGGUUUCUUAAGCUGCAUCCAAGAGGAAAGAAUAACUUCAGGCCUCUGCAUCUUGCUGUGGACAAGAAUACAAUAAGUGUAGGGUGGUACCCGGUCUGUAAGUUUCCAUCUCUGCAAGUUACUGUGAUACUGAUAGAAUGCGGUGCUGAUGUGAAUGUCAGAGACCCUGAUGACAAUAGUCCCCUACAUAUCACUGCUUUUAACAACCAUCCAGACAUCAUGAAUCUCUUUGUUAAAUCUAGUGCACAUUUUGAUGCCACAAACUUACACAAACAAACUGAUGACUUGCUGGAUGAGGAGAUAGCUAAAAUUUUGAUCCAGUCCAUAAAUCAUACCACAUUGCAGUAUCUUGUUGCUUGUGUCAUCGUGAAUCAUAGAAUUAAAGGGCAUACCCCAGAAAAGCUAGAGACCUUUGUUUCACUUCACAGAUGA
Molecule: messenger RNA, 1203 nt
Organism: Nannospalax galili (Upper Galilee mountains blind mole rat)
Lineage: Eukaryota; Metazoa; Chordata; Mammalia; Rodentia; Spalacidae
Product: protein fem-1 homolog C-like
Biological process (GO): ubiquitin-dependent protein catabolic process
Cellular component (GO): ubiquitin ligase complex
Molecular function (GO): protein binding
Source: RefSeq, a predicted model, not a curated record